UUUCACAAGCUUGCGUCCGUUUUACUAUUUCAAGCGCCGGAACGGACAGUGCAGACACGUUCUUCAUGGGCGCGACGGGAUCGUGCGAGGUGUUUGGCGACGGUGAGCUCGAGGCCGAGCUCACCAAGCGCGGCGGCCGUGGCGACCUCAGCGUCACGCAGGCCGUGCAGAGCGGCUACAACCAGAUGAUCUCGUGGCUCCUCCAGCCGCCGCGCAAGACGUAUACCCUUGACCAGCUCGGCCCGUUGACGUGGACGCUCGGCGACAGCUGCAUCACGCGCACCGACUUCAACGUCGUGUGCAACAGCGUCAGUACCAACGAGCCGUACAGCGUGCGCGGCUACCUCUGGCGCGCCGCCAACGAGGGCCGGUCGUUGGUCGUCUACAUGCACUCCAACAUGGCGUCGUCGAUCGAUGCAAUCCCCAUACGUGACGCAUGUCUCGGUGCGGGAUUCGCCUUUGCGGCCUUUGACUUUGGCGGCUGCGGGCUCUCGACGGGCCCAUUUGUCACCGGCGGGUUCGAAGAGCGGUUGCAGCUGCAGGCUGUGCUGUCAACAUUAAGCGCGUUGGAGCCAGCAUACAAGCAAGUCUUUCUGUGGGGCCACAGCCUCGGUGCGGCGACAGCACUCGAGUUCACCGCGAUGGCGCCAGAAGGAGACACUACUGUGGCCGGCCUCGUCCUCGACAGCCCGUACACCUCGCUCGCGGAUAUGAUUCAGAGCUGCUUUGAAAACGCCAAGAGCCAAGGACUGUACCUUCCGGGAUUUGUGCUGUGGAUGACAAUGGCGCUCGCACGCAAGAGCAUCCAAUCGCGCGCUGGUUUCUCUGUCGACGCUGUGCACCCGGAAAAUGCAAGUCGCAAGUGCCACGUACCUGCGCUCUUCUUCAGCGGAUCCCACGAUUUGUAUGUGCCCCCCACUAUGGCGUCGCGCGUGCAUGACGCGUACGGCGGCCCUGCCACGCCCAUGACGUUCGAUGGCGAUCAUUACGGGCAGCGACCGAUUGGCGUCCAGAAGGGCGCCAUCACCUUUCUCAAGUCGCUCGCCACAAACUCUUAACUCUCCCAGACCUAAAGGCAUCAUCAACCAGUGCUGCCAACCUUUAUGAUUCUUCAAUGCUUGCUUGCAUGUGACGGACGUAGAGUGAGCAAAGACCAAGGCCAGCCUGCGUCCAAGAGACUAUGCAAAGCGGUCGACCACGGUAGACGGCGGAGCAACCGGAAGCGCGAUGCAGCCAGCGGGAUUUAGCGUCAUUGAAUGCACGUGUACCUCGGUCCAUACCGGUACUAGUACAAGGCGGAUGCGAGUCCUUGCCAAAAAUCUCUACUCGCUAAAGGCAAGCACACUGGCGGGUCGUUCUUCUGACGCGCCGUGUGAUGGACCGUUGCCAUCGUUGACGCGAUCAACGGGACAUGAUCCGGGCCUCGUCAUGUAAGAUGCAAAUGCUAUUAACGUCCAUAUCUACGUAAA
This is a messenger RNA of Saprolegnia diclina VS20, 1469 nucleotides long. RefSeq lists its product as hypothetical. The coding region runs from base 66 to 1058 and encodes 330 amino acids. The transcript is spliced from 3 exons. The record is from RefSeq and is a predicted model, not a curated record. Lineage: Eukaryota; Oomycota; Saprolegniomycetes; Saprolegniales; Saprolegniaceae.